Pollicipes pollicipes is the source of this 384-nucleotide messenger RNA. RefSeq names its product putative E3 ubiquitin-protein ligase HERC1. Lineage: Eukaryota; Metazoa; Arthropoda; Thecostraca; Pollicipedomorpha; Pollicipedidae. The coding region runs from base 52 to 384 and encodes 110 amino acids. The transcript has 5 exons. The record is from RefSeq and is a predicted model, not a curated record.
CGCACUCUGGUCCGCCGCCUCUGCAGGGAGGUGCUGCCGGCACUGGCCGUCAUGGCAGGCGUGGACCGGGGCCUGCGCGUGGGCGGCGUCUGCCUGCACCGCUCCUCCGCGCGGCGGGCCGUGCUGCUCGGCAUGCUGAAGCAGGGCGUGUCGUCGGUCAGACUGCAGUGGGAGGACGGCGAGGCCACCGUCAGUGACGCGGCCGUCAGCAGCCUGCAGCCGUGCGAGCCGCCGCCGUUCGUCGUCUCCAGACUAGGCGCCCUGUCGGCUGGCGUCAUCCGCCAGCUGUCCCGGCUCUCCGGCAUCACCGACGAGGUGGACCUGAUGACUGCGGCGGCUGCUGCCGCGGGCUCUCGAGAGCGGCUGUGCUCGCGGCCGCACUGA